Durotheca rogersii is the source of this 858-nucleotide messenger RNA. RefSeq names its product translation protein SH3-like domain-containing protein. The coding region runs from base 1 to 858 and encodes 285 amino acids. NCBI's taxonomy places the organism in Eukaryota, Fungi, Ascomycota, Sordariomycetes, Xylariales, Xylariaceae. Gene Ontology annotation, molecular function: structural constituent of ribosome. The record is from RefSeq and is a predicted model, not a curated record. Gene Ontology annotation, biological process: translation. The transcript is spliced from 2 exons. Gene Ontology annotation, cellular component: mitochondrial large ribosomal subunit; ribosome.
AUGAUCGGCCAAUCGACGCGGCGGCCGCUGAGCAGCUGGAGAGCUGUCCUCAGGCGCAGCCGCCAGCUCCGACAACACCAGCACCAGCACCAGCUACCCCCAUUCCGCACGAUGGCUACCGCAACCACCACCGCCAACACCACCGCGUCCUCGCCUCCGCCGCCGCCGCCUCCGUCGGCAGCCGAUAUAAAGCUCCCGAAACCCAAGAUCUCGGAAGCGAUAGGCCGCCGCCGCCGCCGCAACAGCAGCAGCAGCACCGACGCAGUUUCGCUAACGCACUCCUCGCGGCACGGCGGCGCAGACAGGGCGAAAUCGAACCGGCCGCAGAAGCCGGUGCGCAGCGCGUUCGCGGUGUACCCGCGGGUGGCGUCGGCGCGGGCGGCGGAGCCGGCGGCGCUGCUGGCGUACCAUGCGCAGCAGCAGCGGCGGCUGGACCGGACGGGGGCGCGGGGGGCGCUGUUCGCGAAGGGCAACGCGGACGCGGCGAAGCCGGGGGACGUGCUGCAGGUGACGACGCGCGGGGGGGGCGGGGGCGAGCCGUUCGCGGGGGUGUGCCUGGUGAUCCGGCGCGCGGGCGUGGACACGGCGGUGCUGCUGCGCAACCACGUCGCCCGCGUCCCCGUCGAGAUGUGGUUCAAGAUCUACAGCCCCAACGUCGCCGGCAUCGAGAUCGUCUGGCGCCGCCCCAAGCGCGCCCGCCGCGCCCGCCUCACCUACAUGCGCAAGCCCAAGCACGACAUGGGCAACGUCGACCACCUCGUCGACGCCUGGCGCCGCACCCGCAACGUCUUCACCUCCAAGGGCCGCGGCGCCGCCGGCAAGGGCGCCAAGGGCGCCAGGCCCGGCGCCAGGCGCUGA